Molecule: messenger RNA, 5888 nt
Organism: Hypomesus transpacificus
Lineage: Eukaryota; Metazoa; Chordata; Actinopteri; Osmeriformes; Osmeridae
Gene: myrf
Product: myelin regulatory factor
Exons: 26
Coding region: 463-3477 (1004 amino acids)
Biological process (GO): central nervous system myelin maintenance; protein autoprocessing; positive regulation of DNA-templated transcription
Cellular component (GO): nucleus; endoplasmic reticulum membrane
Molecular function (GO): DNA-binding transcription factor activity; sequence-specific DNA binding
Source: RefSeq, a predicted model, not a curated record
UUGGUUAAGUCGUAGUCUUCCAACGAAUUACUUCAGUAAAGAACCUGCGUUCAACUUCAAAUAUAAUUAACCUCCAAUACGAAAUUGGAUAAUUAAUUAAUCAGAAUAAUGCUUGAAUGAUUUUCGUACGAUGUAUUUGACUAAGUGUCAUGAUGUCAACAUAACCUACCUGUUGGGUUUCAGCUAGUAAAAUUGUUUUUCUAAAACACCUAACAUAGGAGGCGUUUUGUUUCAACACUAUUGUAGAGGACGGGAAUAUUUAGCUCGAAAUCGUGAAGCCUAUUCAUAGGACAAGUGGUCGCCGAGAAGGCUAGUGGAUUUCCUUAAGACAAUAAUUGCACCUAAGUCCAGCCACGGAGCCAUUUGAAUCCGGGAUGUAUCUGUGAGAAUUUCCCCGAUACGAAACUAUUUCGUUCGGACAAGGGGAGACGUUCAUGGAUUUUUUAAGUGGGACCCGCUAGGAUGGACGUGGUUGAUGAAACUGAAGCGUUACAGAGAUUUUUUGAAGGUCAUGAUAUUACCAGCUCUCUGGAGCCAGCUAACAUCGACACCAGUAUUCUGGAGGAGUACAUCAGCAAGGAGGACGACAGCACUGACAUCUGUUUUUCAGAGGUCCACAGCGCCCCAGUACCGAAUUAUUCAUCCCCCCAGGCCGUAGUGUCCACAUCUGGGGGGCUGCUGUGUGGCGUGAGCCCCCCCAUCCCGUUGCGCCAGGGAGCCCCUCCGCCUGGACCCACUCCCUGUCAGACCCCCUACCCCCCUCCUCCACCCCUGGGCCUCCUUCGACACAACUACCCCUGCCUGGGCCAGCAGCAGGGCCACGUCAAGCCAGAGCACAGGGGCCACUACGCCCCCGGAACACUACCUGAGUCUCCUCCAGACUCCAGCUCAGAGCCAUAUUCUCCCCAGCAGGUGAAUGACACACACAUGCUCAGGACCAUGACGCCAGAAAACAUGUGUCACAUGACUCCCCCACCACCCCUCCCCCCCCACGGGCACUAUCCCAGCAUGCAUCGGGACAUGUACCUGAAGCCAGAGCCCAUGAUAUCGCAGUACCCCAUUGGCCCAGCCACGAGUGGGAGUGGAGACAUGCAGCAGAGUCAGAUGAUUCACCAGCUACUGCAGCACACUCCAGGCCAGGAUGGCAUCCCAGCCCACCAGGCCAAGAAGAGGAAGCACUCAGACUCUCCCAACAGCACCCUCAAUGCCCAAAUCCUCACAGGUAUCAUCAAACAAGAACCAGGCCUGAUGCAGGAUGCAGAAAACAGCUACCUUGAUCCCAACUACCAGUGUAUAAAAUGGCAACCCCACCAGCAGAACAAGUGGACUCCUCUGUAUGACUGCAACUGCAAAGAACUCCCGAUGCCCACCUAUCGCGUCGAUGCCGACAAGGGCUUUAACUUCUCCCUGGCGGAUGAUGCCUUUGUCUGCCAGAAGAAGAACCACUUCCAGGUCACAGUGUACAUUGGCAUGCUGGGGGACCCCAAGUACAUCAAGACCAACGAUGGCUUACAGCCAAUCGACUGCUUCUUUCUCAAACUCAACGGAGUCAAGCUGGAGGCCAUGAACCAGUCCAUCAACGUGGAGCAGUCCCAGUCUGACCGCAGCAAGAGGCCUUUCAAGCCUGUACUGGUGACUGUGCCACCAGAACAAGUAACCAAGGUUACGGUAGGACGGUUACACUUUAGUGAGACCACGGCCAAUAACAUGAGGAAGAAGGGCAAGCCCAACCCUGACCAGAGGUACUUCAUGCUGGUGGUGGCACUGCAGGCUCAGUCCCACAGUCAGAGCUUCACGGUGGCAGCUCAGGUGUCCGAGAGGAUCAUCGUCAGGGUAACCUCUGCGUCUAACCCAGGCCAGUUUGAGAGUGACAGUGAGGUCCUAUGGCAGCGUGGUCAGCUGCCAGACUCUGUCUACCACCACGGCCGGGUGGGCAUCAAUACUGACCGUCCAGAUGAGGCUAUGGUCAUCCACGGCAACCUCAAAGUUAUGGGUUCCCUGGUGCACCCUUCUGACCUCCGGGCCAAAGAGAACGUCCAGGAGGUGGACACCACUGACAAUUUGAAACGGAUCUCUCAGAUGAGGCUGGUUCAUUAUCAUUACAAGCCAGAGUUUGCAGCCAGCGUCGGCAUAGAGAACACUGCAGAGACUGGCGUGAUAGCCCAGGAGGUUCAACAGAUCCUCCCCGAGGCAGUGAAGGAGGGCGGGGACGUCGUCUUCGCCAACGGAGAGACUAUCCCCAAGCUGCUGGUGGUCAACAAGGAUCGUAUCUUCAUGGAGAACGUGGGGGCUGUGAAGGAGCUGUGUAAGCUCACAGACAACCUGGAGACCCGCAUAGACGAGCUGGAGCGCUGGAGCCGCAAGCUGGCCAAGCUUCGCCGCCUGGACAGCAUGAAGAGUACUGUGAGCGGAGGGACCGUCAGCCAAUCGGGAAGUCAGUUUAGCAGGACAGGAAGCGGCCCACUGAAGAAGAAGAUGGUUAAACCAGACAGCAAGAGCCCUUCUCCAGAGCAAGGUUGCAUCAGCCACAGGUUCAUGCAGGGCACCAUCCUGGCCCUGGUUGUCGUGAUGGCCUUCAGUGUCAUUUCCAUGUCCAUACUGUACGUGUUGACCCUGCACCACAGAGGAGACGUCAAUGAGAAAGACGGGUCCAGAGCUGCAUUGGGAUCCUCUCAUGAGAGUUCUUACGAGUCCACAACCUUCAGUCCACAAGACACAGUCCCUUCCCUGUCAGAUCAUGGGGCCUGCUGCCCACCCACAACUGCCACAAACAACCAAUCAGCUACAGUUCUGUCCCCAAGUAACAACCAAUCCACAUCAGAUCUAAGCAGCAUGAUCCCCACAACCGGAACCAUUAACAAGAAGGCCAAGUCCCGCCUGAUGGAUAAAGAUGGUCGCAACAGGAACCGUCUGAGUCACACUUCGACUCCUCUGUACCUGGCCAAGGCUAAGAGACCCGCCCCCUCCGAUCUGGGGGGAGCGGGGGCCACCAACCACCUGCCCCGGGGGCAGCAGCCCCCCCCACGCAGACAACGCAGCACACACACUGCGGGAGAGACCUUUACUCCUUCUCUUGAUCUGCACAUCUUGGAAAACGACCAACAGAUAACUAUGCAGGCCUGUCAGUCUCCUGGAAGAUGCAGCUACAUUAUAUCACUUCUUGGAAACAAGAACUCUUCUUUAUCACAAAUAACUCUUCACAUGAGGUCCAAUGAAAAUGUGUGGGUGCGUCAGUGUGGGUCCACUAAAGGCCGCUUGUGUCCUGACCACAGCGAAACAGAACUCUAUGGUGGACAGAGCAAAUCUUCCAUGGGGACAGACCACCUGUGGUCAGUGCCAGUGCUCACCUUCCAGGAUGUCACCUAUCACUUCCGUGUCUCUCAGUCUAGUGAAAUGAGCUGUGUCACAGAGGGAGAGAGUGAAGCUGCCACGUCAUAUUCCGACUACCAUUUUCUCAUCCAGAGCAGCUGUGUAUGAGAUGGGAGCACGUGGAGCACAGUAGUGUGUUCUGUUCCUACUGACCAGGGCCCAAACACAACCCCUUUUCUCCUCUACAACUCCUCCCCACCCCUUCUCAGAAGGGGGGCAGAAAAAGUUGUUAAGGCUCUCUUGAACUUCAUUUUUAAAUAGGAACACAGAUAUAUACAGCUCUUCAUGAACAUCUCUUUCUAUAACUGGGUUCAUUGUAUCCCUGCUCUAUGGGUCCUGUUCGUUUUAUAGCACUGUCACUGAACAUGGCUUGCUUGGAUGCCAGUGGAAGUCAUUGAAAAUGACUGAUGAUCUAUCUUACUGCUAUUGUAAACAAAUAAUGUCCUGUGCCUUAUAACUCACUGUAAUGCUGAUCCCAUUAUGUUUGCCACGUAUAACACAAACUAUUACUAGAUUUUUUGUAAAGUUUUAUUUGUUGGGAUUUUUUAUUAGAGUUAGGAAUGAACACAGGUUAAGGAAUACUGUAGCAAUGUCCAUUCUACAUUAUUACGAUACAUUAUCCAUACAUUUAACUUUUGAUCUCUACACUGUAACUAUUCAUUAUUGACUGUAAACAGUCUCUUUGGAUUCCCCGUUAUAUACACUGGAAAUUGUCUCAGUUUCUAUUGAAAGUUAAUUAUAGGUCAUUGACUUACCUCAGUUUUGCACACAGUCCAGUGUAUAAUAGAGAACAGUAUGUACCAGGCUGCUGUAAUCUAUGUCAAACUGAUUUACUCGCUGUCUUCAACAUUCAUUAUGGGGGCCACUCUUUGUGGGAGUGACCAACCGUAUAUAAAUUGUAACACAAACAGACUUGUGUGACUGCCAAACCAUAGAGCAGAGAUUUCAAAGGCUACAUCAGUGUAAAAAUAUCUAAAAUGCAGCAGCCAUUAUAGGAGGCCGCCAUUUCGAAUACAUUAAAUCUUAGUAGUGAAUCCACUUAAAUUCAGACUCAGUGACUGGUCAUAUAAGACUGAAUGUUUACUCAAAUGACUGGAAAUCAUGUGUAAACACUGGAUAUAACACUGGAUGCUCUCAGAUGCUGCCCACUGAGUUGCUCAUGUUUAACACUGACUAUAUUUCAAAAACACUGGAGAUUUAGUUAAUAAACUGUAUCUUGUCCAUAUGUUACUUAACAAAAGCAAAAGUGUACUGUAUGUGCACAUCAUAAACAUGUCAAGUGUCCAGUCAUUCCUUUCCAAAAGUCAGAAGUAAAUCAUCUCAAGGCCAAGGCAACACUUGGGCUUUAAUUCUGUUCAUCUAACUUGUGCAGGCAUCUUAAGCUAUGCACAAACUUCUGGCUCAUACACUCUGGAAUUUUAGCCUCUCUAUUUGUUGCCUUGAAUCCUUUAACUGUCCUUUUGGGCACCUCUAUAAAGUACAUGCAGACUGCACACUUUCCCAGCCACAUGUAUAACAUUUUCACUGGAAAAUACUGUAUUUUUUGUCUCUACUUCAUCUUAUUUCCUUUUCUUUGCUAUACACAGUCAGCUUCCAUAUGUUCCAUCAUUUGUAAUAAUUCAGUAUUUUUACAAAUUGCAUUAUUAUGAAGUGAUAGAGGAACAUUUGUCAUGAAUUGAAUUUAUUUUAUUAUGAUACCCCUUUUUGCAUUCAGAAUGCAAAUUACUUACUUAAAUGCUGUUAUUUGAAAUAGAGUAGAGAAGGUAUUAGGAAAAUAUCAACCCAAAGUGAAUAUAUCUAAAAUGGCGAUAUAUGAAACCACUGUAUAAUACUUUCAAUAUGAAUUAUAAUUUUUUUCUUAACGUGUACUGUUUUAGCUUAUUUAUAAUGCACCAGCCAGCAUAGAGAAACCAGCUUAGCACUUCUAGUUUUGCACUGUAUAUAUGAACUGCUUUUGUUCUCUCCAGGGGAUCCAACUGGUUUUAAAUACUCUGGUAGGAAUGCAUUACAUUUGACUGUAUAGCUUCAUUUUGUAACAAUCGAUGCUCCUUAUUAUGUUGUUUACUUUAUCACAUAAUUUUUACUGAUACUAUUGUUGUAUAAAUAAUAUGUUAACCUUGUUUUUGCAAUGAAAUUCUGUUCCAAUCAAAUGAACGAAUAGGCUUUCACUUUUGUCUUUUAGAAACACAUGCUUGCACACACACACACAUGCACACACACACACACCUACACACACACAGACACAUAAUCACACACACACAGUCACACACACAUUCUAUAUUUCAUCAAACCAUUGUUUGUUUAAUCACACCAAUCUGCAUAAAUAAAACAUUUCAGAAUACUAAAUAGCCUAUAUGAAUAUUUCAUCAAUUCGCCACCAUCCACACAUACAGUUACCUCGAUAAACUUACUAAAGCGUCCCCUUAACAAAAAAACCUUUAUACUUUGAUGGUGAUCAUAACAUAUAUUUGGUUGCCUAUUUGGUCUUGUUUAUUUGUGAAGAGCAUGUUGUCAUAAUA